This is a messenger RNA of Camarhynchus parvulus, 2093 nucleotides long. RefSeq names its product arginine and serine rich coiled-coil 2 (gene RSRC2). The record is from RefSeq and is a predicted model, not a curated record. Lineage: Eukaryota; Metazoa; Chordata; Aves; Passeriformes; Thraupidae.
AUGGCGCCCGCCGCGCCUUCGGCUGGCGCCAUGAUGGGCUCGGGGAGGGGCGGCCGCGCUGCUCCCAGCGCUUCCAUCCCCGUCUCCAGAAGUUUCUGGUUCGUUCCUCGGGGCCUGGGGAGAGGAGAAGACUCCCUGGGACUGAGCCCUGGUGGAUCCACGGCUUUGGGGAGAAGUGCUGUGGUUGUACCGGCGUUUCUCGUGGGGGCUGUGGGGCGAAGCUUCUCUCUGAGGGAAGAGACCUGGUGUCUGGGCCAUGCUAAAUUUUCGUUUUUCUCCUUUUCUUCUCUCUUUCUCUUUGUGUUUGGUCACAGGCUUUUUUGCAUUCAAUUAAUUCGCUCCUAUCCUGCUUUUUACGGUAUGUAGGGUAGUGAUACAGAACGAGAUGGAGUAGUCCCAGAAAAAUCCUCUCCAGAAAGAGAGAAGAAAAAGGAACAAUCAGAUGCCUCCAGUUCUCCCAGAACAUCAAAGCAUCACUACUCGAGAUCGCGCUCACGCUCCAGGGAGAGGAGACGGAAGUCAGAUACUGAAGGAAGAAAACACAGAAGCCGGAGCAGAAGCAAAGAGGCAAGAAGACAUGAAUCCAAAGAGAAGUCCUCCAAGAAGCACAAAUCUGAAGAUCACAAUGACAAAGAGCAUUCUUCUGACAAGGGAAGAGAUAGCCUAAAUUCAUCUGAAAAUGGUGAGGAGAGGCAUAAACGCAAAGAGAGAAAGUCAUCCAGAGGGAGGAGUCAUUCCAGAUCCAGGUCUCGGGAAAGACGCCAUCGGAGCAGAAGCCGUGAUAGGAAAAAAUCCCGAUCCCGCAGCAGAGAGAGAAAGCGACGGAUCAGAUCCCGCUCUAGAUCAAGAUCUAGACACAGACACAGGAGCAGAAGUAAAAGCAGAACUAGGAGCAGAAGCAGAGAGCGAAAGAAGAGAAUUGAAAAGCCCCGAAGGUUCAGCAGGAGCCACAGCCGGAGUCCGAGCCCGCCGCUGUUCCGGGGACGAAACACAGCUAUGGAUGCACAGGAGGCCUUAGCCAGAAGGCUGGAAAGAGCAAAGAAAUUGCAAGAACAGAGAGAGAAGGAAAUGGUUGAAAAACAGAAGCAACAGGAAAUGGCUGCAGCGGCCGCAGCCACGGGAGGCUCCGUCAUCAACGUGGCCGCUCUGCUGGCCUCGGGGACACAGGUGACCCCUCAGAUCGCCAUGGCAGCUCAGAUGGCAGCACUCCAGGCCAAGGCACUGGCAGAGACUGGCAUAGCUGUGCCCAGCUAUUACAACCCAGCAGCAGUGAACCCCAUGAAAUUUGCUGAGCAAGAGAAAAAGCGGAAGAUGCUUUGGCAAGGCAAAAAGGAAGGGGACAAAUCACAGUCUGCAGAAAUAUGGGAAAAACUAAAUUUUGGAAACAAGGACCAAAAUGUUAAAUUCAGAAAACUGAUGGGCAUUAAGAGCGAGGAUGAAGCUGGCUGCAGCUCCGUGGAUGAGGAGAGUUACAAAACCCUGAAGCAGCAGGAGGAGGUGUUCAGAAAUCUGGAUGCACAGUAUGAAAUGGCCAGAUCACAGACUCACACACAAAGAGGAAUGGGAUUGGGGUUCACAUCUUCCAUGCGAGGAAUGGAUGCAGUUUGAAAAAUGGAAAGAAAAAAAACAAACAAAAAAGGCUGUUUUGAAGUUUGAGACUGUGGAAGGUUCUUGUUCACAUGUUGGGUCCUUGUUCACCAAAAAGCUAGCAUUCUAGCUUGCAUGGGUGUUGCAUUGACUUUAAUUUAUUGAAAAAUACAAUUUUUUUUGUAAAUAUCAGAUUAGUGAUACUGGUGUUAGUGUUGUAAUCAGGUUAUACCCCACUUCCAUUAAACUUGACAGAACUAGAGGAGGACAGUAUUUUUUAGUUAAAGUUCUACUUUUCAAACCAAGCAGCAGAUGGGAAGAGCUCAUACAUGGAUAUUUCGUGUCCACUGUCUUGUGUACUUUUGUACUUUAACCUUGUACAGUUAUUUUCAAUUCUUGAAACAUGAAAGAAACAUUGUGUAGAUGUUAUUUAGCGGUCUGGGCCAAUAGGCACAUAAUCCAGUGCAAAAAAACUGGUUAAUAAUAAAGACAUUUUUUUUCUCUAA